Mycena citricolor is the source of this 5445-nucleotide messenger RNA. The record is from the annotation of a GenBank genome assembly. NCBI's taxonomy places the organism in Eukaryota, Fungi, Basidiomycota, Agaricomycetes, Agaricales, Mycenaceae.
AGAUGAUGCACUCCCAUGGAUAGAUAAUGAGCUUAAGUAUCCAGCCGGUCAGGCCAUGAGAGAUCCCAAUCCGCUCCGCAGCCAUGGACCUCAAGGAAGAGAAAACGUCUGAACAGACAGUCGAAGAGCGCUCCUCAGCCAGCUCGGACCACAGCGGCACCCCCGCACCCGUCGCGCUCGAGACGUACCUGUACUACGCCGCGCUGCAGCGCGCCGCCGAAGCAGGGUCCGACGCGAACCCGCACGCGGGGGGCUUCAACUCCUGGCUGAACGGCCGAUCCGCGCAUAAAGGGCCCAAUGCGAACAUCGACGCCGCGCCGCACCUCGAGAAGCACCGCGGCAUCACGCUGUCCGAGCGCGAGACGGCUUCGCGGGCGCUGCGGCUCGCGUCGUGGUCGUCCGUGUUCUAUCUUAUCACGACAGAUAUCCUUGGCCCGUUCAACGCACCGUUUGCUAUCUCCCAGGUCGGAUGGGUCCCUGGGAUUAUACUGUACUUUAUCAUGGGUCUGGUCGCGCUCUAUACGGGCCUGAUCCUCUGGCGCUUGUUCGUGCGCCUCGACUCAUUGCGUUAUCCUGUGCUGAGCUACGCCGAUCUUGCGGAGCGUAUAUUCGGCACCUGGGCGCGACGGGUCUCGCUCGUUCUGCAAAGUCUCCAGCUCGUCGUCUUUGUCGGCAUCAUCUGUUUGGGGAACGCGCAGGCUCUCACCCAAGUGGCCAAGCACCGUUUGUGUUUCUCCAUCUGCAUAGUCAUCUGGGCCUUCCUCGGCAUGCUUAUCGGCCAGAUUCGCACACUCAAGAAUUACGGCUGGCUGGCCAAUUCAGCCGUGUGGAUCAACCUCUUGAUCAUCUUCACCAGCAUGGGAUUUGUGGCCCACAGCCCCCCGAAUUUUGCAGCCGCAUUGUCGUCCCUCGGGGUCCCCCAAGGCCCGGUUCAGACUCAGACGUUUGCGAAGAUUCCGCUGUUCUCUCAGGUCAACGGGAUCAUGAACAUGGUCUACGCUUAUGGGGGUGCCAUGAUAUUCCCGGAAAUUAUGGCCGAGAUGCGGCGUCCGAUGGAUUUUUGGAAAGGAAUGGUCAUGGCCCAAUCGUUGAUCUUCACGGCUUAUCUUAUCUAUGGGGCCUUCAUCUAUUCCCAGCAGGGACAAUUCGUGCUGCCGCUAGCUUACCAGGGCGUGAGCAAGUAUGCGUGGCAGACAGUGGGGAAUGUGAUGUCCUUGGUCACGGGCAUCAUCGCAGGAGGGCUCUACGGCAACAUCGGCAUCAAGGUCGUAUAUCACAAUCUCGUAGAAGAUUGGUUCCAAGGGCCCCCCCUGAUGUCUCACAGAGGGCGCAUCAUCUGGUCAAUCCUUGUCGUGGCUUACUGGGCAUUGGCGUUCGUAAUCGGAUCGGCGAUUCCACAGAUUCAGACCAUCAACGGACUGGUCGGAGCGAUCGGCAUCAUGCAGUUCACGUACACGUUCCCGCCGCUCCUCCGGCUCGGAUACGACGUCCUGAGCGAUGCCAUGGCCGGCGACAAGCCGUACGAUCCCGACUCUGGCGCCAGCUAUCACCGCGUGGACACGUGGAGACAGUGGUCUCGGUGGAGGCGCGGUCUGUUCUCCGGGCACUGGUACUUCAAGCUCUUCAAUUUCAUCCUGUUCUCGGCGAGUCUGUCUAUGGCAGGUCUCGGUGGGCAUGUGGGCUGCGGGCGAGUCGGUGAAAACGACCUUUGCGCUGUCGGGAGCGGCCACUUCAUUCGGGUGCAAGUCUCCGGUGUAGAUAUCUUCAGAAUACGACCCAAGAACGAUAGCUCUCAUACAUAUGCAAUACCAUUCUUCACCCCAGUCGCGACAAAAUUAGAUAGCAGUCCGAGCCGCGCGCAAGCUGUCAAAGUCCCCUCGGCACUGAUAUCGAAGAAGAAAAAGAGACGCGACAAACACGGUUCAAAAGACGAGGGACCGGAUGCGCUUGAAAAGCAAACGAAGCGUAAACGAGAAACGGUGGAUGUAGACGAAACGGACGCUGCUCUUGCAGCCGACAGAAAGCAGAAAAAGAAGAAAAAGCACGGCGAGCGAUCCGAUGCGGUAGAUGUUGAACGGCUGGAACCAUUCUCUGCCACUUUCCCAAUCACAGAGCAAGAGGAUAAGGAGAAGAGGAAGAAGGAGAAGAAGAGGAAAAGAGACACAGACGAUUCGGCGGCUGUAUCGCAUUCAGACGUUGUCGUUGCAGAGGAGCAUGUCGAGAAGAAGAAGAAGAAGAAGAAGAGUAAGGAUAAGAAAUGCGACACGGACGAUCCGGGGGUUGUAUCAAUCUCGGACGCUGUCGCACAGGAGAAUAACAGAAAUGAGGGAGCAAUCGGCUCCAGCGCCCCUCAGGUUUCUGCAGAGGUGGUUGAAAACGAGUCUGUCGAGGAGAAGAGGAAGAAGAAGAGGAAACGCGACGCAGAACAAGCGUCUUUGGAAGGAAACACUCUCGUGGGUCCCGAUGGAGCAGCCGAGGAACCUGCUCUGAAGAAAAAGAAGAAAUCGAAGGGCAGAGAGACUGAACGGGAGCAGAAAAAGGCAGGCGCAGCUGCCUCACCGCUACCUCAGAACAGUGUCUCUGCCGUGUUCAAUGCGGACUUCGAUUCUAACGACGACAUAUUGCGCGUAAUCCAGGGCCUCGACAUGACUACCUUCGAGGGCGGCACACCUGAACCCGUUCCGGUAGCUUCCAGCAGUCGGUCACGGAAAGCUUCAUCAUCGUCAAAGCCGAAGCGCGCGAAAGCGGCUGCGUCACAACUGAACCUCAAUCACGCAGAGUUAUUGGCGACAAAAUGGAUGACGCCGAAACAGCUGGAUGAUCUGGCUAAAACGGAGGGUCUCGUCUUCAAGAAGGGCAAAUUCGCGGCGACAGAGAUCAAGCUGCUCAACGAUGCGAUUGAGAACUACCGAAAGACGCGAAGCCUAGCGGAAUCGGAUAUCGUGAAUCUCGUAUUUCCAUCGGACGACACGCAGAAAGACCCAACAUUCUGGACGGAAAUCACAUCCGCUCUCGACCAACGGCCAAUCCGCGCUGUGUGGAACUAUCUGCGACGAGCCUGCAACGACGCCGGCCGACAGGGCAAGUGGAAAGCGGACGAGGACGCCAGACUUAUACAAGCCGUGACGUCGCUGGGACAGCAGUGGGAAAAAGUUUCCGAACUGGUCGGUCGCAUGGCUGGCGACUGCAAGGACCGAUACAGAAAUCACAUUGUCGAUCUGGACAAGCGCGAAUAUGGCGAGUGAUCAGGGACCGCUUCGGCAUCUUAUUGAGGCUUUGCUAGGCACAUGGAGCGCCGAAGACGAAGCAGAGCUCACGAAGAUCGUACGAGAGAUGCAUCAGGGCCAGGAUCUGGACAACGACAUUCUCUGGACGCGGGUUGCAGAAAGAAUGGGCGGCAAACGGAGUCGGACGCAGUGCCGAGCGAAAUGGAUGGAUUCGCUCAACAGGAAGAAUAAAGGCAACCACGACACUCGCUGGAGCCGAUUGGACACAUAUAUUCUUGUCCACAAAGUUGCCAACCUGCAGGUGGAAGAUGACACCGAAGUCGAUUGGAAGACGCUCCCCGAUCCGACGUGGAAUUUCUGGAGCGCACAUCUUCUGCAGAGGCGAUGGAAGGGACUGAAAGAAGGCAUCAAGGGAGGCGAUCGCUUGUCACACACAGAGAUCGUCGACUUGCUCGUCAAGAAAUACCCCCAAAAACCGCAAGUAAAUGCUGCAAAGAGCGCAGACUGCGUGGUCGAUAGUGAUAAUGAUGAAAGCUAGAACUCAGUCUAGAACUGCGUAGAAGACUGAAGUGCAGACUGCUUACUAUGCAGGGCGUAAGCACACAUCACGUAAGCAGAUCACAAACAAAACCGGUGCCUUCCAGUACGGUACGUGCCGCAUUACUUAUUGAGACACGUAUGUACUACGGCUGCGUUGCAACUUACCAAGAGCCUCCAUUUUCUGGACACAGUCGGACUGUAAAUGACGCACCUCCUCGAUACGGCUUACGCAUCCCUCGCGACGGACUGCCUUGAUUGGAUUGUUGCGCGGCAUGACACCAAAAAGAGAAGAUGAAGCGAGCACGUUGAUCUAUUCACUCGGUGGGACAAAUCGUCCAGAUCGGAAUGCACGGUAUAUAAGAUAGCUGCCUCCCGAGGGGGCUCAAAACAAUUACUCCCCCUCCCAACAAUCUCUCCGCAAUGUCUGCUCUCUUCACCCCGCUCAAGCUCGGCAGCAUCGAGAUCGCCAAUCGCAUCGGGAUGAGCGCCCUUACGCGUGACCGUGCCACCGGGACCGUCCCCAACGAUCUUAUGCUCGAGUACUACGUCCAGCGCGCCAAAGGCGGUGCCGGGCUUAUUGUGACGGAGGGCGUGCUCAUUACCCCCCAAGGCACUGAAUGGCCCGAGGCCCCUGGCAUCUACAACGACGAGCAGGUCGUCGCGUGGAAGAAGAUCACCGACGCCGUGCACGCAGUUGGGACCAAGAUCUACGCCCAGAUCUGGCACCGUGCGUCGAUCGCACCGCUCCACAUCCUGCAGACUCAUCGUAUGUUUUAGUGGGACGUGUCAGCCACCCCGACGCCCCUCUCCAGAAGGCCGCCGGUGUUCCUGUGUACGCUCCGUCCGCUAUCUCUGCCCGAGGAGGCAAGUUCCGCCACCUGCCUGGAGAGCCUGGCUAUGUCACCCCCACGGAAAUUCCCGAUCCCGCUACUCUCACUGCGCUGUACAAGGCCGCAGCCGUGAACGCCAAGAAGGCUGGGUUCGACGGCGUCGAGCUGCACGGCGCAAACGGUUACCUCGUGCACCAGUUCAUCGACCCGAGCGCCAACCAGCGAACCGACAAAUACGGCGGGAGCAUCGAGAACCGCUGCCGGUUCGCCAUCGAGACUCUCAAGGAGCUCAUCGAGGUGUACGGCCCCGACGUUGCCAUCAAGCUGAGCCCUGCCGGAGGAUACAACGACAUGGGAUUCGAUCUGCAGGAGACGAUCGCCACCUACAAGUACCUGCUCACCGAGAUCGACACGCUGGGGCUCUCCUACAUUGCGCUGAUGCGGUACAGCCCGAUGCUUGACAUUGAGAUUGAUGGCAAGAAGCGCGCGACUGUGCACGACACCCCGGCCAUCUACCUUCCCUUCAUCUCGAAGACCAAAGUCUUCCUCAACGCCGGAAUCACCCCCGCCGAAGCCGAGGAGUACGUCUCGAGCGGUAAAGUCGCCGGUGUCUUCUUUGGGUUCGCCUGGGUCACCCACCCGGAUGUGGGCAACCGCAUUCGCAAGGGCAUCGCUCUCGACAAUGCCCCCGACUUUGCCACGCUGUACGGUAGCUCCCUUCCCGACAAGGUGAAGGGCUACACCGACUACCCGGCCGCUGCUUAGAUGUGCUCAUUACAUGUACCUGAAUGCAAGUUAUACGUGUGUAGAAUAUCAAACAAUCAAAGACUUUGGAUUUAUGCUCGCGA